AUGCAACCAAACUUUCACAACUUUUCUCUCAUAAUGGAAAACUGGGGUCGCAUCGAGUUCAAACUUUACGACGACGUCGUCCCCAAGACUGCAACCAACUUCCGGGCCCUUGCGACGGGCGAAAAGGGCUUCGGUUAUGCAGGCUCUGCUUUCCACCGCGUAAUUGCUGGGUUCAUGGCCCAGGGUGGUGACUUUACUCGCGGAAAUGGAACGGGGGGCAAGUCCAUCUAUGGCGAGAAGUUUGCGGAUGAGAAUUUCCAGACAAAGCACACCAAAGGCGGCCUACUCUCCAUGGCAAAUGCUGGACCCAACACCAAUGGUUCUCAGUUCUUCAUUACUUUCGUGAAAACCCCCCACUUGGAUGGCAAGCACGUGGUCUUUGGAGAGGUUGUCUCCGGUCAGGAUAUUCUCCAGAAGAUGGAGAGCAAGAGCUUGGAUCGCUCUGGAAAGACUGAUGGUACCAUUAAGAUUGCCUCUUCGGGAACAGUCUAA
This is a messenger RNA of Penicillium concentricum, 492 nucleotides long. RefSeq lists its product as uncharacterized. NCBI's taxonomy places the organism in Eukaryota, Fungi, Ascomycota, Eurotiomycetes, Eurotiales, Aspergillaceae. Bases 1 to 492 code for a protein of 163 amino acids. The record is from RefSeq and is a predicted model, not a curated record. The transcript has 4 exons. Gene Ontology annotation, molecular function: peptidyl-prolyl cis-trans isomerase activity. Gene Ontology annotation, biological process: protein peptidyl-prolyl isomerization; protein folding.